AACGUUGGGCAGAAGAAGAAGAAGAGCAAGCAGAAGCAUUAGCGCUCCUGCAUUCUUUUCUUGAAUUUUCACCUGGAAAAAUCAGUCGGAAGAGUGGAAAAGCGCGUGUAAAGGUGGGUGGAGUGAGCGAGAAGUUGUGUAUAAGUGGAUGGAGUGUCCAAAAUGCCAUUAAAUGUGAGUGAGAGCGCUUACAAGUGUCCCAUGAAAACUCCAAUGGUGGCUCAUGUCCAGUUCAUGUAACACAGUGGUGCACAAUUGGAUUUAGUGAAGCGGAAUGGGUGGGUGCAUAAGUGUGAACAGGAACACUGAAGGUGAAACGUUUGAUGCUUCGACACCGUCACGUCCAGCCACAGGUCCGGGAAUCGUGCCAACGCGAAAGAACUAUCCUCUGUGCCAUGAGAUCAUCCGCUGGAAGAGCGACGUACCAUUGACGGAAGGGCAACUGAGGAGCAAACGUGACGAGUUCUGGGACACGGCGCCGGCCUUCGAGGGGCGCAAGGAGAUCUGGGAUGCUUUGAGGGCGGCCACAGUGGCCGCCGAAGCGCUGGACUUUCCCAUGGCCCAAGCCAUCCUCGACGGUGCCAAUGUGUCUGUGCCCAAGGGCAACCUGACUGAAUGCUACGACGAGCUGGGCACGCAGUACAAGGUGCCCAUUUACUGCCUCUCAUACCCAGUCAACAUUGUCAAGGAGGACAACGGGAGGGAUUCACCGGCAGAGUAUUCGGAGCCCGUGGACGGCGGCGCUGAGGUGGUGCUGAAGCUGAGACUCAGCUCCACCUGCACAGACGUGAAGUUGUCCGUCUACUCCAAGGACACCAUUGGCCAGUGCAAGAAGAAGCUACAGAGUCAGGAGGACAUUGAUGCGUGCUGCCAACGAUGGUUCUACGGCGGUAAGUUGCUUGGCGACAAGAUGCAGGUGGAGGAAGCCCAUAUUCAGCCUGGUUACGUUGUCCAAGUGAUUGUCAAUACGGAACACUAUCGGCAUGGGACGAAUAGCUAGCCAAAAUCGGUGAUACAGUUAAUUUAUUUCUAUUUUAUACUGUGAAAUGGCAAAUUCAAUCAUUUUUAGAUGUUCUCUCUGCGACUGUCGCAAGAAUCACACCUUUCCUUACCUCACCACAUCUAAUCAUACCCAAUCGCCCCAAUAACCUGAGUCACAGAGCUUGAUUCUCAUCUUGAGCUGUGAGACAAGCCCAAUUAAUGACAGAGAGAUCGAUAAAUGUGUAUGAUUUCUGGAAAUCUUCCUAAAAUAAUAAGUAUUCGUAAAGUAUUCUAAUAUUUAACCGAAAGGUAAAAAGGGCAUUACGACACACCGAAAGAGCGAAGAAACAAGGUGAACAUAUUGAACAUAUCCCAUUGAAAGCGAGUAAAAAAGAAACGAAUCCAUCACAAUUGGUUUAAUCGAUUUUUUCAUCACAAACACUUCAUAAAUACCAAACAUUAAUGAUAAUAAUGUACUGUUUAAUGAAUUACUUUCGGGCUCCACACAAUUUUCUCACUCAGUGAAGGAAGUGUAGUGAAGUAAUGUGUGAAAAAUCAAUAAAUCAGAUAUAAUUGAAUGUUUUACUAUAGACAAACUGACGAAUAUGAAGAAAAAGCAUAUUAUUAUGGAGCAAAAUAGAAACAUUCCAGUGAAUUUAAUUGUCGAUUGUAUGUAGUUAAAUUGCAGGAGAGAAAGAAUACCAGAAAAUUAAAAGGGGAAAAUUGCUGGAAUUGCAGCAUUUUACCGUCCCAUAUGGACAAUAAAAAAAAAUUGAGAGGAUGAAAUGUGUUAAUUCACUGCUUGAACACCAAGAAGAAUGCAUUCUAGAGACUUUCAUCGAAAAAAAAGAAGAAAAUAUAAGAAGAAUGAAAAAUACUCUCAGGACAUUAG
Messenger RNA from Phlebotomus argentipes, 1873 nucleotides. RefSeq names its product ubiquitin domain-containing protein 1. The record is from RefSeq and is a predicted model, not a curated record. The transcript is spliced from 4 exons. NCBI's taxonomy places the organism in Eukaryota, Metazoa, Arthropoda, Insecta, Diptera, Psychodidae. Gene Ontology annotation, molecular function: protein binding. The coding region runs from base 275 to 1000 and encodes 241 amino acids.